Molecule: messenger RNA, 1333 nt
Organism: Chionomys nivalis (European snow vole)
Lineage: Eukaryota; Metazoa; Chordata; Mammalia; Rodentia; Cricetidae
Gene: Slc66a3
Product: solute carrier family 66 member 3
Exons: 7
Coding region: 379-987 (202 amino acids)
Source: RefSeq, a predicted model, not a curated record
AAGCUCGGGGCGUUCUGCACCUGGAGUGGAACAAACACGGGGCAGGACACACCCGGAGUGGAGCAGACUCAGGGCAGGGUGUACCGGGGUCUGAGCAGAUUCGGGGCGGUGUGUGCACUGAGCAUGCAAACACAGGACGGGGAGGGGCCCAGAGGGGAGAGGUUAGGGGAGCGGCCCACCAGAGCAGAGCGGACUUGGGCCGGGAGCAUCCAGAGUCCAGCCGACACCGGGCGGGGCGCACUCGGAGCGCAGUAGCUCUGGGCGUGGUUGGGGCGUCGCCCAUCCGGCGGGAAGGCGGAAGGACUUUGGACCGUGAGCUCUAGUUUCUCGUCCACGAGAUUCCGCAGCCCCCUGACCCCGCACUCCCGGUAUUGCAGCAUGGAGGCCGGGCUGCUGUGGUUCUGCAACUGGAGCACGCUGGGCGUUUGCGCCGCACUCAAGCUGCCGCAGAUCUACGCGCAGUUGGCGGCGCGCAGUGCGCGGGGCAUCAGCCUCCCCAGUUUACUUUUGGAGUUGGCGGGGUUCCUGGUCUUCUUUCGCUACCAAUGUUACUAUGGGAACCCAUUGCUCACCUACCUGGAAUGCCCCAUUCUCAUGGCACAAGACAUCAUCCUCCUGCUCUUCGUCUUCCACUUCAAUGGGAAUGUGAAGCAGGCCUUGCCCUACCUGGCCGUAUUUGUGUCAUCCUGGUUCAUCCUCAGCCUGCAGAAAUGGAUCAUCGACCUGGCCAUGAACUUAUGCACUGUCAUCAGUGCGGCCAGUAAGUUUGCCCAGCUCCAGUAUCUGUGGAAGGUGCAGGACUCGGAAGCUGUGAGUGCACUGUCCUGGGGCCUCUCUGCCUAUACCUGUGCAACACGAAUAAUAACAACUUUAAUGACCACCAAUGAUUUCACAAUUCUUACCCGUUUUGUGAUCAUGUUGGCUUUAAAUAUAUGGGUAACAGUAACAGUACUGCACUACCGGAAGCCUGUUACCAAAGCUGAGUGAUGGAUGUAUUCCUUCUACACACAGUGGACUUCAAAUAAAUCAACCAGGGGAUGCACCGUUGCUUUCCAUUGCUACAUUUAAAGUCUUUUACUAGUUAAUCAUAUCAAAAACUUUAAAUCAGACUUGAAAAGCCUCUUAGCUGGAUAUGGAGGUGCAAACUUACAAUCUAGCACUUGGGAGUUUGAGGUAGGUUGUGCUACAUGGCAGACGGGACUCAGAGAAGGAAAAAGCCACUUGUUUAAAAUUGCCCAUUUCCUUGCCCUGCACCCAUAGAUUGCGGUAGGACUGAGAUACUGGGUUUUAUUUGGAGAGAGAGAGAGAGAGAGAGAGAGAGAGAGAGAGAGAG